AUGACAACCUCCUUCGCGACCGUCGCUGGAUUGGGUGGCGCAUCACUGUCCUCCGCCUCAUCUCGUCUCACUUCCGGGUUCGUGAGACCGGCGGUGAGUGCUAGGAAUCCCUUGAGGCAAGGUGUGGCAAUGGGAAAUGGUGGGAGGGUUACAUGCUUCGAGAGGAAUUGGCUGCGGGCAGAUUACAGUGUGAUCGGGUUUGGGUUGAUCGGAUGGUUAGCACCUUCCAGCAUACCGGCUAUCGACGGUAAAAGUCUGACCGGCCUCUUCUUUGAGAGCAUUGGAGCUGAGCUUGCUCACUUCCCCACUCCUCCUGCUCUUACUUCCCAGUUUUGGUUAUGGCUGGUUACGUGGCACUUAGGAUUGUUCCUGUGUCUCACUUUUGGGCAAAUUGGUUUCAAGGGAAGGACUGAAGACUACUUUUGA
Sphenostylis stenocarpa is the source of this 426-nucleotide messenger RNA. Lineage: Eukaryota; Viridiplantae; Streptophyta; Magnoliopsida; Fabales; Fabaceae. The record is from the annotation of a GenBank genome assembly.